This is a messenger RNA of Liolophura sinensis, 2287 nucleotides long. RefSeq names its product ribosome quality control complex subunit TCF25-like. NCBI's taxonomy places the organism in Eukaryota, Metazoa, Mollusca, Polyplacophora, Chitonida, Chitonidae. Bases 34 to 2019 code for a protein of 661 amino acids. Gene Ontology annotation, cellular component: RQC complex. The transcript has 17 exons. The record is from RefSeq and is a predicted model, not a curated record.
AAUCGCGGUUGAGACGAAGAAAACUACAGAAACAUGUCAAACAGAGCCUUGAGGAAACUACAGGGGAAGUCAGACAUAUUCAUUCCAGAGCUCAAAGAUGAUAGUUCGGAGGAAAAUGCCCCUGACCCAGCUGCCAAGUCAUCGUCCAAGAAAUCCAAGUCACGAAAUUUGGUCACCAACCCAUUCGAACUGCUGAAUGACAGUGUUGGAGAAGACAGCCCAGGAGCUCAGAAUGCCUCAAAUAACAGUGAUCUUACUGAAGAGACAGCGGAGAGUGCAAAUCAGGAGGAUAGUCAAGGGGCCAAUCAAAAUCUGCAGAAAAAGAAAAAGAGGAGGAAAAAGAAAGGGAAAUCAGCAGCCGCAGGAAAGGAAAUGUCACAAACUGUGGAGGAGGACGAAAUUGAUGCAAGUAUCCGUGAGGUAAACAGACUUCUGGGAGAUUUAGGGACCCGUUCACAAGAAGAAGACAGCUCUGAACAGUCACUCAUAACGUCUGACAUGAGAUCUCUGCUGAGUGUGGAACACAAAAAUUUGAUUCCGGACAAUGAGAUGAGAAGAAUAUUUGGUUCCAGAGUAGUACAGGCAGAACAGGUAAAUCGUCGGAGAAAUCGUAAUAGACCCGCCCAUAGAUCCUCCUGGCUGGCCACACCCAAAGAUUCCUGGCCCCCAAUGGGAAAAACAGGUUUAAGCAUGUCACAUCAAGAGUCCCAUCAUGGCAAUCUUUACUUCAACUUUGAGCACAGCACCCAGUACCAACAGAUACAGCGUCAGUUUUGGGAGGCAGUGGACUCCCUCAACCAUCAGAACAUUGUGAAUAUUUUACAGCUGCAACCAUAUCACAUAGAUUCCCUGUUACAACUGAGUGAAGUGUGUAGAAUGUCAGAAGACCUCCAAAUGUCCACAGAGCUUGUCGAACGAGCUUUGUAUAGUUUUGAGGUCGCAUUUCAUCCAUUGUUUAGCCUAACCCAGGGAACCUGUCGUCUAAGCUACAGACGACCAGAAAACAGGGCAUUCUACAUAGCAUUAUUUAGACACUUGUGUUUUGUGGGCCAGAAGGGAUGUUACCGAACAGCUCUGGAGUUCUGUAAGCUUUUGCUAAGUUUGGAUCCUGAAGGAGAUCCCCUGUGUGUCUUACUCAUGAUUGAUUUCUACGCCUUAAAAUCUCAACAAUUCACUUUUUUAGUCCGCAUGUUUGAAGAAUGGGAGGCUCAUCGUAAUCUGUCCCAGCUGCCUAACUUUGCCUUGUCCGUUCCCUUGGCCAUGUUCCAGCUGGCCGGUCAGAAUGGGCAGGAUAUUGCUAAAGCUACAGAAAUGCUGGAAGACAGUGUGCUAAUGUUCCCAGGAGUGCUGUUACCUCUGCUGGAGAAGUGUGGAGUCAGCCCGGACUCGGGGGUCACCAACAGUGCCUUGUUUGGGCAAACAUCACAAUACAGCCCUGAUGCCCUCAAGCAGUUACUUGCGCUGUAUGUAGGGAGGUGCUGGCCAUGUUGGAAGGAGCCUGAGGUAGUGGCAUGGUUAGAGCAGACUGUCAGGUGUCUGUUAGACAAGGUGGAGAAUGGAGAGCCCAGGGUGGAGCAGUACAAUACCAGGAGGAAGACAAGAUAUUGUGGCACACCCAGGAAUAUUUAUCGUCACGUUUUAAUCUCAGAGAUAAAGGAGGCUUUAUCCGUCCUCCCAAUGGAGGUAAACAGUGGAGCUGUAUUCAGUUACGACCCUCUGCCGCCAUUAGACUCUAUAGCCAGUUACGAGAGGCCAGCAAGGCGAACCAGAGCCCAGGAGGAUGGCUAUUUGUCCAUGUUUCUUCGAUCUCUUCUACCAAACUUCAAUCCUGAUGAAGUAGCCCAGGAGCCUGAGGGUGCUGCAGGGGGAGAGCAGGGUAACAACCUGCGGCAGGGUGUAGGGGCCCUGAUGGAUGCCAUGAGGGACUUGCUCAAUAACAUUCGUCCUGUGGACCCCCCUGUAGAGAACCACCAGGGUGAAGACGGAGAGCAGCAUGAUGAACCUCAGGACUGGGACUGACAGUACCUGAAAAUCUGAGAGCUGAUUACUGUGAGAGAAACCGAAUUUGUAUGUUGUACAGAUCCAUGUUAUGUGCAGGUACAGACAAUAGAAUACAGGAAUGAAAUGCUCUGUUAUAAGAGACAGUUACAUAGGCUUUGUCUGUGUGGAAUAUUCUGCAGAUUACAACAGGUGUACCCAGCAGGUCAGGUAACAGAUUGUUACAUGCCAUGUACAGGUACAGACAAUAGAAUUCAGGAAUGAAAUGCUCUGUUAUAAGAGACAGUUA